UGGGUAUAAUAAUGCCCAUGAUAUUUAGCUGACAAUUAAAUUGACAACUUUCUUUUUUUAUUCAUAUUUAUCACUUGCCAGGCAGGCACUGAGGACUUGACAAGCUUCAUCUUGCUUAAGUUUCCCAACACCUGUGAUAAAUACCUGCAUUUGCAUUUUGGAAACUACAACUAAAGUAAUAUUUUCAUAUUCUCACAGUGAAAAGGUAGCAAAGCUGCGAUGAAUUCAUCAUUUAGUCCAGACUCAGUCUUUAUUUUUAACCCUGACUAAUAACUAGAGUUGGGCUUUCUGAACUUUGUCUACUCCAGUGUCUGACACAGUGACUUCACCUCAGUGCCCUCAGGAAAUAUUUGUGGAGUGAAUGUUGAAUGAGUGACCAUGUACUCAUUGCUUUUCCAAGGCUUCUGCAGAACCCCCAGGUCAGGCCACAUCAUUGAGGCUGCAGGAUCUCUCUUCAUAGCCCAGCACGCCUCUCUGCAGUGUCCCUAGUUGGAGAAUCCAAACACCUAUCCAGCUUCUGGUUCCUGGGAAAAGUGGAGUUGUCAGCAAGAGAGACCGAUAGUAGAAGCCCAGAGCGGAGAUGCCUGCUGAUGUGAAUUUAUCCCAGAAGCCUCAGGUCCCGGGUCCAGAGGAGCAGGAUGGAUCUUGCGAGGCAUCAGUGUCAUUUGAGGAUGUGACCGUGGACUUCAGCAGGGAGGAGUGGCAGCAACUGGACCCUGCCCAGAGAUGGCUGUACCAGGAUGUGAUGCUGGAGCUCUAUAGCCACCUCUUCUCAGUGGGGUAUCACAUUCCCAACCCAGACGUCAUCUUCAGAAUGCUAAAAGAAAAGGAGCCACGGGUGGAGGAGGCUGAACUCUCACAUCAGAGGUGUCAAGAAGGGGAGUCUGGGCUUGAAAUCCCACAAAAUGAGAUUUCUAAGAAAGCUUCAUUUCAAAAGGAUAUGGUAGGUGAGUUCACAAGAGAUGGUUCAUGGUGUUCCAUUUUAGAAGAACUGAGGCUGGAUGCUGACCGUACAAAGAAAGAUGAGCAAAAUCAGAUUCAACCCGUGAGUCACAGUGCUUUCUUCAACAAGCAAACAUUGAACACAGAAAGCAAUUGUGAAUAUAAGGACCCCGGGAAAAUGAUUCACACAUGGCCCCACCUUGCUUCUUCACAGAAACAACCUCAGAAAUGUUGCUUAUUUGCAAAAAGUUUGAAGCUGAACCUAGAAGUGAAUGGUCAGAAUGAAAGCAAUGACACAGCACAGCUUGAUGAUGUUGUUGGGUCUGGUCAGCUAUUCAGCCAUAGUUCUUCCAAUGCUUGCAGCAAGAAUAUUCAUACAGGAGAUACCUUUUGCAAAGGUAAUCAGUGUAGAAAAGUCUGUGGCCAUAAACAGUCACUCACGCAAUAUCAAAUUCAUACUCAGAAGAAACCAGAUGGAUGUUCUGAAUGUGGGGGGAACUUCACCCAGAAGUCACACCUCUUUGCCCAACAGAGAAUUCAUAGUGUAGGAAACCUCCAUGAAUGUGGCAAAUGUGGAAAAGCCUUCACACCACAACUAAAACUCAGUGUAUAUCUGACAGAUCAUACAGGUGAUAUACCCUAUAUAUGCAAGGAAUGUGGGAAGGUCUUUAUUCAGAGAUCAGAAUUGGUUACGCACCAGAAAACACACGCUAGAAAGAAGCCCUAUAAAUGCCAUGACUGUGGAAAAGCCUUUUUCCAGAUGUUAUCUCUCUUCAGACAUCAGAGAACUCACAGUAGAGAAAAACUCUAUGAAUGCAGUGAAUGUGGCAAAGGCUUCUCCCAAAACUCAACCCUCAUGAUACAUCAGAAAAUUCAUACUGGUGAGAGACAGUAUGCAUGCAGUGAAUGUGGGAAAGCCUUUACCCAGAAGUCAACACUCAGCUUGCACCAGAGAAUCCACUCAGGGCAGAAGUCCUAUGUAUGUAUCGAAUGCGGGCAGGCCUUCAUCCAGAAGGCACACCUGAUUGUCCACCAAAGAAGCCACACAGGAGAAAAACCUUAUCAGUGCCACAACUGUGGGAAAUCCUUCAUUUCCAAGUCACAGCUUGAUAUACAUCAUCGAAUUCAUACAGGGGAGAAACCUUAUGAAUGCAGUGACUGUGGAAAAACCUUCACCCAAAAGUCACACCUGAAUAUACACCAGAAAAUUCAUACUGGAGAAAGACACCAUGUAUGCAGUGAAUGUGGGAAAGCCUUCAACCAGAAGUCAAUACUCAGCAUGCAUCAGAGAAUUCACACCGGAGAGAAGCCUUACAAAUGCAGUGAAUGUGGGAAAGCCUUCACUUCUAAGUCUCAAUUCAAAGAGCAUCAGCGAAUUCACACAGGUGAGAAACCCUAUGUGUGCACUGAAUGUGGGAAGGCCUUCAACGGCAGGUCAAAUUUCCAUAAACAUCAAAUAACUCACACUAGAGAGAGGCGUUUCGUCUGUUACAAAUGUGGGAAGGCUUUUGUCCAGAAAUCAGAGUUGAUUACCCAUCAAAGAACUCACAUGGGAGAGAAACCCUAUGAAUGCCUUGACUGUGGGAAAUCGUUUAGUAAGAAACCACAACUCAAGGUGCAUCAGCGAAUUCACACGGGAGAAAGACCUUAUGUGUGUUCUGAAUGUGGAAAGGCCUUCAACAACAGGUCAAACUUCAAUAAACACCAAACAACUCAUACCAGAGACAAAUCUUACAAUGCAGUUAUUCUCUGAAAGGCUUUACCAAGCAAUGAAUUCCUAGUGCAUCAGCAUAUUCAUAAAUGAAAUACACUCCCUGAGUUUCUUGAAGAAGAGAAAAUCUUCUCAGAAUCAGGUCUAAUUAUAUGUUAUUGAAUUCAUGCUUCAGAAAAACUCUAGGGAUGCACUGCAUGUGUGAACACAUGACAAAAAAGUCAUGCUUUAUUUUAUGUGAGGGCAAUUGCACAGAAAAGAGUAAGCAGAAAUGUCCUUCUUAGUACUGGCCUCAUUAAGGAUUAUAAAUUUUCACCCUGGGAAGAAACCCUGACUAAUGCAUUGAGAAAAGCCUUUCUGUAAAGAAUGGUACAAGACAGAUUGUUACCCGAUUAUUUAUAGUAAAAUAUGUGGGAAAUUAUAUCAAUGAUAACCCUGUUUAUUGUGGGAUAUCAAUAUUUCUAAAGUGCCAUCACAGUCAUGAUAGGACAAUAUUUUAUGUGUAUGUGUGUGUAUGCCUUAUGCAUAUAAGCAUAUAUAUAAGCAUAUAUAUUAUAUACAGGUUGAGAAUCCCUUCUCCAAAAUGCCUGGGAUCAGAAGCGUUUUGGAUUUCAGAUACUGAAAGAUUUUGGAAUAUUUGCAUUAUAUUUAUUGGUUGAGCAUCCCUAAUCUGAAAGUCCAAGAUUAAAUGCUCCAAUUAGCAUUUCCUUUGAGCGUCAUGUUAGAGUUCAAAAAGUUUCAGAUUUUGGGUUUUCAG
This is a messenger RNA of Nomascus leucogenys (northern white-cheeked gibbon), 3410 nucleotides long. RefSeq names its product zinc finger protein 175 (gene ZNF175). The record is from RefSeq and is a predicted model, not a curated record. Gene Ontology annotation, molecular function: DNA-binding transcription repressor activity, RNA polymerase II-specific. Gene Ontology annotation, biological process: negative regulation of transcription by RNA polymerase II. Lineage: Eukaryota; Metazoa; Chordata; Mammalia; Primates; Hylobatidae. The transcript is spliced from 4 exons. Bases 581 to 2695 code for a protein of 704 amino acids.